Messenger RNA from Benincasa hispida (wax gourd), 1062 nucleotides. Its product is annotated as vesicle-associated membrane protein 722-like. Gene Ontology annotation, cellular component: membrane. The record is from RefSeq and is a predicted model, not a curated record. Gene Ontology annotation, biological process: vesicle-mediated transport. NCBI's taxonomy places the organism in Eukaryota, Viridiplantae, Streptophyta, Magnoliopsida, Cucurbitales, Cucurbitaceae.
CACAGAGACAUGCUAACUUUUCGAGCUUCCCCUUGAAGCAAAGCCUUCAUUUUCUCUCAAAUUUUCCCUCUCUCUCUCUCUUUCUAAUUCUCCUCCGAUUCGGAUUAGGGCAAAAGAUUCAUCGUCUUCCAUGGGGCAACAAUCUUUGAUCUACAGCUUCGUUGCUCGUGGAACUGUUAUUCUCGCAGAAUAUACAGAAUUCACCGGCAAUUUCACCAGUAUAGCCUCCCAGUGCCUCCAGAAGCUUCCCGCCACCAACAACAAGUUCACUUACAAUUGCGAUGGCCACACCUUCAACUAUCUCGUCGACAAUGGAUUCACUUACUGUGUGGUUGCAGUUGAAGCUGCUGGCCGACAGAUCCCUAUUGCAUUCCUUGAACGAGUUAAUGAGGACUUUGUGAAGAGAUAUGGAGGUGGAAAGGCCAUGACAGCAACUGCCAACAGCCUGAACAAAGAAUUUGGGUCUAAACUGAAGGAGCAUAUGAAGUAUUGUGUGGAGCACCCAGAGGAGAUCAGUAAGCUUGCCAAAGUGAAAGCACAGGUUUCUGAAGUCAAAGGAGUAAUGAUGGAAAACAUUGAAAAGGUUCUUGAUCGUGGAGAGAAGAUUGAGCUUCUAGUGGAUAAGACAGAAAACCUUCGAUCUCAGGCACAAGAUUUUAGGCAGCAAGGAACCAAAAUGAGGAGAAAGAUGUGGUAUCAGAACAUGAAGAUAAAGUUGAUAGUUCUUGCAAUCGUACUCGCGUUGAUUCUGAUUAUCAUUUUGUCUGUCUGCGGCGGCUUCAAAUGUUGAUGGAUUCUUCUCCUUGCAGCAGCAUUAGGAUUUUGGUGAUGGGAUCGGUCUUACUCGGACAGUUUUAUACAUGCUUGUUUAUUGUACAAAUCUUUCAGUUCCAAGUUCCACUUACCCAUACGUUUACCUAAGGACCCUGCUUUGUAUAGAUUGUGCGGUUAUAUUCUUUUGACAUGCUUUGUAUGGAAAUAUAUCAUCAUUCGUUUGCUAAACAAUACACACGCUUGGUUAAUCAAUAACGCAUGGAUUAUGCAUAUUUGGUUUUUGGUCCA